Molecule: messenger RNA, 987 nt
Organism: Seminavis robusta
Lineage: Eukaryota; Bacillariophyta; Bacillariophyceae; Naviculales; Naviculaceae
Source: the annotation of a GenBank genome assembly
AUGAUGAUGCGAAGACGGCCACUAACAUCCAGAGCCACAGUCAGUACCAUGUCUGCCUCUUGUGCGCCACUAUCGAUAUGGAUCUUUCUGUUAUCUCUUCCAUUGCUCAAUAUACCCCUAUUGGUCUUGAGUUCUACGACGAGAAGCGGCAAAAACCGAAGGAAUCAUAGUAGCCACAAUACUAUUACCAGUAGUGGCACUCAUCACCGAGGAUCGCUGGAUGUGGAUGAUGUCCCUGCGAGAACAGAUACUGUCAGUCAAAGCAAUAGUGGUAGUGGGUCAGCCACAACCACUCUCAUUCCGGGCGUGGCUCCUAUUGCCCAUACCGAAGCAUUGAACAACAGAAACAUUUCCAGCAAGGUCAAGACGACUGUCUACGACGGCCCUUCUCUCUAUACGGACACACAAUGCGCUCCUAACAAACGCAUCACACACAAUCACUACCUCACCAUGCACUACAAUACCACCAUUGAUGCAUCGUCCCGCACGGGCAGUCGAGGCAAACUCGUCGAUUCCACACAUUCCAAACACACGGCGUAUCCCGAACCCAUCAUGGUACACAUGGCCGAUCAGGAUUCCCUGUUGCAAUGGACGCAGGCACUGUUGGGACUCUGCAGUGGCGAUUGGGUCACUCUGGUGAUUCCACCCGAACUCGCAUAUGGCGACCAAGGAGAUGGACGCAGCAUUCCCGGUGGUGCCACACUCUCCAUGGAUAUCGAAAUUGUCGCCGCACACGACAAUCCCGAACAACAUUACAAGGUCACGCGCGAUGCGACCAAAAUGUUUCAAGAAAUGGACGCCAAUGGAGAUGGAAAGGUCACCAUUGAUGAAAUGGAAAUCUUUCUGGAUGUACCGCCGGACUAUCCCAACCGAGACAAGUUUGUGCUACAGCACUUUCAGCUGUCGGACUAUAACAAAGAUGGAACCGUUAGUCUGGAAGAAUUCCAAGCUAUUCUGGCCAAUUGGCAAGGUAUUGAUGAACUCUAG